CCGCCUGCAUCGUUAACUCGUGAAACUGAUUUCUUCAAAGCGGCUGGUGCACAUUUAGGUGCUUUGUAUAACCUUUAAGUGUGCCCUAGAUUUUUAAUGCCGGCUUUUUUUUAGUUCGGGAAAUAUUAUUUUGGUGGAUUUAGCCAAUUUCGUUCCGUUAUCUGCUGUGACAGUGGGAAAAGUCAGCCUCGGCGUGGACGUGGUCAGUUGGCGUGUCCCGUGUCGGAGUGACGGCUGUGCAGUCCUAUGAUUCCUCCGAAACAAUUUUUGCGCUGGCCCCUUUUCUAACAUACUGUAUCGCUAACUUUAGUUAUACCGUGACCUAUUUACACCUUCGUUGGAAGUUGAAGACAGUCGGGGUUCAAGAUGUCGGUAGCGGGUUUCAAGAAGCAGUUUUAUAAAGCCAGCCAGAUGGUAAGUGAGAAAGUUGGGGGUGCUGAAGGAACUAAACUAGAUGAUGACUUCAGGGACUUGGAACGGAAAGUAGAUGUGACCAGUAAAGCGGUAGUGGAGGUUAUCUCCAAAACAUCAGAGUACCUUCAGCCCAACCCAGCAUCACGGGCCAAACUAUCCAUGUUGAACACCAUGUCUAAGAUCCGCGGUCAGGUGAAGAACCCAGGCUACCCUCAGGCCGAGGGGCUGCUAGGAGAAUGUAUGAGCAAGUAUGGAAGGGAGCUCGGAGAGGAGACUAACUUUGGCGGAGCGCUGGUAGAUGUUGGAGAGGCCAUGAAGAGAUUGGCAGAAGUCAAAGACUCUCUAGAUAUCGACGUCAAACAGAACUUCAUUGAUCCAUUGCAAGGGCUCUGUGACAAGGACCUCCGAGAGAUACAGCAUCACCUGAAGAAGCUGGAAGGCCGCCGCUUGGACUACGAUUACAAGAAAAAGCGUCAGGGUAAGAUCCCAGAUGAGGAGGUUCGACAGGCCCUGGAGAAGUUUCAUGAGUCUAAGGAAGUGGCCGAGACGAGCAUGUACAACCUGCUGGAGACUGACAUAGAGCAGGUGAGCCAGCUGUCAUCCCUGGUGGAGUCCCAGCUGCAGUACCACAGACAGGCUGUGCAGGUGCUGGAGGAGCUUUCUGACAAACUGAAAGAGAGGAUGAUUGAUGCUCAGACUCGACCAAGACGUGAAUACACACCUAAACCCAAACCUAUCUUUGACUUCGGAGACGACAACCCUUCAAAUGGCGGCUACUCAACCUCAACGGCUCCUCCUCCUUCACGCAACUCAGCCCCGGAGCAGCCGAGCUGUAAGGCGCUGUACGACUUUGAGCCGGAGAACGAGGGAGAGCUGGGCUUUCGCGAGGGCGACAUCAUCACCCUGACCAAUCAGAUUGACGAGAACUGGUACGAGGGCAUGCUCAACAGCCAGUCGGGAUUCUUCCCUCUCAACUAUGUUGAGGUUCUGGUCCCACUGCCACACUAAUAUAAAGAGAGCAGGAGAGCUAAGGAGGAGACUGAUGGAGAGGAGGAGGAGGAGGAGAGAACAAGUAGAAUUAUUAGAGAGGGAGGCUAGCGAAGCCAAGGGAUGAAUAUUCACUUUCACCUUCAGCUCCAACGUCAGCAUCACAGACGAGCACUUUUUUUGUCAUCUGGAGUUCUGGAGGAGAUGGUCACAUUUCAAAGUCCAGACCAGAAUGUCAACCUGUUCCACCAAAAAGGUAAAAAGAUGUUAUUAAAUGGACACAAAAUGUCAUCGUCUGUCAUCUGGCAGUCAGAAACAUUUCCUGAGGACUAACAGAUGACAAGUUUUUAUAAGCAAUAUUUGUCUUUAACCACAAAUUACUGAUAUCGUAAAGAUAACUUGUAUUAAAUCGGGUGAUUGUGAUGAUGGUGACACGUAUCAUGUCAUCCUUUUUGUGUGACUGCAGUCUGUCUAAAACUCAGGUUGGUCACCCAACUAACAGUCCGUUUUCAGACUGAAGAGCCCAACUCAAACCUCACAGUACACGGCAUGCGGAACUUGACUGAUUAUUUUCCUUAUUUCAAAACUUUAUUUGGACUGGAGCUUAUCUCUUGAUGCCACCUGCUGGCGAGACUGAGGAUUGCUUUUACAAAAAAAUAAAUAAAUAAAUAAAUGGAACUACACACGACUAGAAAUGUAGUUUUAGCUAGUUGCAUCUAAAAAGGAAAAAAUAUUGCAUUCAUAUUUUUAAUGAGAAACAAAAUUGAUGACGAAAUUAGCCUCCGAUUUGUGAUUUUGAUUGUUUUCAGGUGUGGGCCUAUUUUGUAAAGCUCUUUUUAAAGCUCUGUGUCUAAGCUGUGCUACCAUGAUUGCUUCAGAAUACAACAGGCCUGAUACAGUGGUUCCCUUAUAUGGUUUCAGUAUUUGAUGUUGUCUCUAUCAACCCUACUACAGUAGUUUUAAAAGAAGUUGAACUGCUUACUGAAUAUGUGAGUAAAUGUUGUAAUGCACCUUGGUCCUCAAAUGAGAUUGACGUGUGUGUGUGUGUGUGACAGACGUACUCCACCAUCACACACAGACCCAAAGUUAAAUGCAGACGUUGCACCUUUUUGUCACUCAAGGCACGCGUGUGUUUGUCGUGUAGACGUGCAGGAUGAUUAGUUGUUUAGUUGCAAGUCUGUUCAAAAGAGGAGACGGAGCCAAAAAGUCUUUAUAAGAUGCAAUAGAAACAUAUCGCUUGGUUGCGCCUGUUUGUUAAACUGCUAACUAUUCUGUAACAUAGACCUAUAUAUUCAUUUAGUUUUUUGGGGGGCCCGUUUGUCUCUCUCAGCAUGUUAAAGCCUUUUCCCUUUUUUUAUUUGGUUUUUGAGCCGUUUUAGGCGCCUGUUAUCUCCAUGCAGUGGCUGAAUAGAUGACGCUGCUGGCAGCGACUCAAUCUUUCAUCUUCAUCGCUAUGUGUCCCGCUGUGUCCGUGUCGUGUCUUUUGAGAAUGUGAAAAUUCAUCUGUGCUUUGACACAUAUUCUGAACCUGUGAUUCCGAUGCUUCCCAAUGGCCCCGAUUGGAUUCAUUUGUUAGUACGUCGAGCCAACGUUCCUGUUUAGUGACUCUGUUAAAAGAAAAGGUCCCCCCCCUCCCCCACGCAGGUGGAGUAUAAUCCAAUAUACACCUCAUAGUAUGAGGGAAAGACCUGGAGUGAAAGGGAAAAACGUGAAGGGAAAAAAAAUAAUUGUAAGCUGUUGUCCUUUUUGACUACUUUGGAGAACUUUUGUUA
Molecule: messenger RNA, 3173 nt
Organism: Perca flavescens (yellow perch)
Lineage: Eukaryota; Metazoa; Chordata; Actinopteri; Perciformes; Percidae
Gene: sh3gl1b
Product: SH3-domain GRB2-like 1b
Exons: 9
Coding region: 367-1422 (351 amino acids)
Biological process (GO): synaptic vesicle uncoating
Cellular component (GO): glutamatergic synapse; cytoplasm; presynapse
Molecular function (GO): protein binding
Source: RefSeq, a predicted model, not a curated record